Molecule: messenger RNA, 2571 nt
Organism: Nelumbo nucifera (sacred lotus)
Lineage: Eukaryota; Viridiplantae; Streptophyta; Magnoliopsida; Proteales; Nelumbonaceae
Product: putative receptor-like protein kinase At4g39110
Biological process (GO): protein phosphorylation
Molecular function (GO): protein kinase activity; ATP binding
Source: RefSeq, a predicted model, not a curated record
AUGGCAUUCCUCCUAGUCCUUUUCUGCGUCUUCCUUUCCACCACAAGCACCAGAAACCUGGCCUCCUCUAAAGAAGUCCCCUUCUCUCCACAUGACAACUACCUCGUCAAUUGUGGCUCCCCCACCAUGACUACCCUCAGCGAUGAGCGAACCUUUCGCUCCGAUCGACAAGCUGCCUCCUUUCUCUCCUCCAAAGACGACAUCCUAGUCGCUAUCUCAUCCACCAAGGAUGUCCCUAACCCUCUGUAUUUAACAGCCAGGAUCUUCGUCCAACAAGCCACUUAUAACUUUAAAAUGACUAGACCUGGCUGGGUUUGGAUCCGUCUCCAUUUCUACCCUAUUAACAACGACCAAUUUGAUCUCCGAAACUCUGUCUUCUCCGUCUCCACUGAGGAGGUUGUCCUCCUCCACAACUUUAGUGUCAAUAAUGAAACUAAGGUGGUCGUGAAGGAAUACCUCCUAAACGUCACCACACCACUUCUUUACCUCAAAUUCACCCCCAUGAAGCACUCUGCUGCGUUUAUCAAUGCUAUUGAAGUGGUAUCUGCUCCAGAUGGCUUGAUUUCUGACGUGGGUUCUACGCUUUUCCCGGUCGGUGACUUCUCCGGACUAUCGAAUCGCGCAUACCAGACCUUGUACCGGAUCAACGUGGGUGGGCCCAUUAUCACCCCACAGAACGACACCAUUGGUCGUACAUGGGAAUCUGACGACAUGUAUCUACAGUCUAGAGCCUUGGCUAAGAAUGUGUCCGUCUCUCCCAGUAUCAUCAACUAUCCUGCAGGCCUAUCACCUUUGAUCGCGCCCAAUUGGGUCUAUGCAUCCGCUGUUGAGAUGGCUGAUGCUAUUGAAAAGCCUAAUUUUAACAUAACAUGGAAAUUCGAUACUGAUCCAGCGUUUGACUACCUGAUUCGAAUGCAUUUUUGUGAUAUUGUGAGCAAAUCGCUCAAUGAUUUAUACUUCAAUGUGUAUAUUAAUGGGAAAAUGGCUAUCUCUGGACUGGACCUGUCAACCAUCACGUCAAAUUUGGCUGUACCUUACUACAAGGAUUUUGUCGUGAAUGCUUCCUUGAUAUCGGAUCAGCUUAUCGUCCAAAUAGGCCCCAUGAACCAAAACCCAGGUGCAGUUAAUGCAAUCCUCAAUGGCUUGGAGGUCUUGAAGAUGAGCAGCUCUGUUGGGAGUUUGGACGGAGAAUUCGGCGUUGAAGGCACUGAUAUGGGGGCAAGCAAAUCCAACAAAGGGGCUGUUGCAGCCGUAGGUUUUGCAAUGAUGUUCGGAGCCUUUGUAGGUCUAGGUGCAAUGGUGAUCAAGUGGUAUAAGAGGCCAAAGGAUUGGGAAAAGAAGAACAGCUUCUCUUCGUGGUUGCUCCCUCUUCAUGCAGGACACUCUACCUUAAUGACGAGCAAGAAUUCCAUGGGGUCUCACAGGAGCAACUUCUACUCGUCGACACUUGGGUUGGGUCGGUACUUCUCAUUUUCAGAAUUGCAAGAGGCAACAGGGAAUUUCGAUCAAAAUGCAGUGAUCGGCGUGGGAGGAUUCGGCAAUGUCUAUCUUGGGCAUCUCGAUGACGGGACCAAGGUUGCAGUAAAGCGAGGGAACCCACAAUCUGAACAAGGUAUCACCGAGUUUCAAACAGAAAUCCAGAUGCUAUCAAAGCUCCGGCACAGGCACUUAGUCUCUUUGAUUGGAUAUUGUGACGAAAACUCAGAGAUGAUCCUGGUUUAUGAGUACAUGUCAAAUGGACCCCUGAGAGACCAUCUGUACGGAAAGAACUUGCCCCCAUUGUCCUGGAAGCAGAGGCUAGAGAUCUGUAUUGGUGCAGCUCGUGGGCUACACUACUUACACACGGGUGCGGCGCAAGGGAUCAUACAUAGGGACGUGAAGACAACCAAUAUAUUAUUGGAUGAGAACUUCAUUGCAAAGAUGGCAGAUUUUGGGCUAUCAAAGAAUGCACCCACCAUGGAGCAGACUCAUGUAAGUACAGCAGUGAAGGGGAGUUUUGGGUAUCUAGACCCAGAGUAUUUCAGGAGGCAGCAAUUGACCGAUAAGUCAGAUGUGUACUCUUUUGGGGUGGUGCUAUUGGAGGCUUUAUGCGCAAGGCCAGCCAUUAAUCCAGCUCUUCCGAGGGAGCAAGUGAACCUAGCAGAGUGGGCUAUGCAAUGGAAGAAGAAAGGAUUGCUCGACAAGAUCAUCGACCCUCACCUCGUUGGCGCCAUUAAUCCUGAAUCCAUGAAGAAGUUUGCGGAAGCCGCAGAGAAGUGCUUGGCUGAACAUGGUGUUGAUAGGCCAACCAUGGGAGACGUGCUUUGGAAUUUAGAGUACGCACUACAGCUACAAGAGGCUUCUUCUCAAGGUAAGUUGGAAGAAGAAAACAAAGCAGAAGCUGCUACGACAACUACAUCAUCAUCGGCUGGGGUUGUGGUUGCACCAACUGCUAUUGCCCCUGUUAAUUCUUCUACUCCAGAUAAUCCACAGGUGGUUGAAGCCAAUAGCGCUCCCGCGCAAGUUCAUGCAAUUGAUGAACAUUCCGGGACUACAAUGUUCUCUCAGUUUGCAGAGAUCAACGGCCGAUAA